Xyrichtys novacula (pearly razorfish) is the source of this 2012-nucleotide messenger RNA. The record is from the annotation of a GenBank genome assembly. Lineage: Eukaryota; Metazoa; Chordata; Actinopteri; Labriformes; Labridae.
AUGUGCAGGUACAGUUUGACGUGGAGUGUUUGUAACGGCGCCCUGAGAGAGACGUUCAGAGGUGGCUCAGCCUGGUUUUGAUUCCUCUGCUGUCAGAAAGCUUUCAGCGUGUGUUCGUGUCCCAGGACUAAUGGCUUCAAACUGCCCCUCUGCCUCCGAGGUGAGGCCAAACGGGGAUUUUUCUAAUUCUCUCCCUGCUGUCGUGGCCUAAAAAGAAACGUCUGAUGUUCUGCAUGAGGGACAAAUCCCGUUUGCGUCCGCCGCAGAGACCUCGAUCCUCCCGGCUGACAGUCAACACUGACACCCGUUUGAUAAUCCCCUUAGUUUAGGCUGAGCGAGCACGCUCAGGGCCGGCGUGCACGGUUAAGCUCGGCGGUCUGAGGAAGAAUAAAUAUUAGGUGAUAAGGUUAAAGAGAUAAUCCGGCGUAUGACUUAUUUAUAAACGAGCCGCGAGCAAAGUCAGGCCGAAUGUCAGACUCACAGAGAGCAGGUUUGGAGCAGAUUCUAGGGUUCGUUUCUCCAGCAGCUGGUCCAUCACUGUGGAUGAAGGAUGAACCCGAACACAAACAAUCCUGCAGAUUCUGAUGAGACGUGCCGACUGCUCUUUGGGAUUAUGAAUCUGCAACUCUGCGUCUGGACUCAAAGAAACGCUGUGAAUAAGAAACACGAACUUCCUCAGAUCAGACUCAGUUUUUUAAAAAUUGGCAAAAAAAAAUGAUCACGAUAUAUUUUGUCAUAUCGUCCGAUCUCGGUUAUAAUCACGAUUUUUUUCAAACUGACAGUUUUAAAGCAGCUGUACAAAAAACUAAAGAAACUGGAGAUUAGUUCAACAUUUUAUUAACAUACGAAGUAAAUGUAGGAGCUUUAAUGUCGCUUUGCUGAUCGGUUAUCCUGUGUUCAGUUACUUUUGUCUGGUUGCCGUUGGUUUCGCUGGGUUUGGGUCACAUGGGCGCUGUGUUUGAGCCGGUAGGUUAUAUAAGGGGCGGUCUUACCUGCACCGGGGUGGAGAGGUGAGCCAAGGUCGCUGUAAUUUUUGUUGACUGCGCUUUAUGUUCUUUGUUUGCAACGAUACACGUCGCAGAGUGAACACAUAUUCUAUCUGAUGUGUGCAGUGGCGACUGCAGAAGCGUUUUUCUGAUAUUAAAGCUCCGAAAACUUCGCUGAACUGUGGAUUCUUCUUUGGAUCAGCAGCAGCAGCAGCGUGUCACGCAAAUAUACAGGACCUGUCCUCUGCCUUAAGUGACUUUUUUAAAGGUACUAAGAGAGCUGUAGUAGUAAAUAACAAAGCACAUUGAAUAAGAUGAAAAAAUAUAAAAACAUUUUAACUCAACAGAACAACAAACGUAGAUAAAUACUGACAGAGGAGAAGAGUCUGGCAAUAGUAUAGAUAAUUUCACGUUUUGAUUUUGCCUUAGGCGGCUCUUUGGCGCCCUGUAUUAAUAGGUCGUAGACCAGGUGAGGGAGUUCAGGGAGGUUCUGGUCGGAGCGGUUUUGUUGACAGGAAGUUUAGAUUUGACCAGAGCCGAGGUCAGGGUUAUCGGAGAGAGGGAUCAUGUUCUGGUUUUGGUCGGUCUAAAACCAGGCUGUUGUGUUCUGGAUCUUCUGUAGAGGUUUGAAUGUGCGUGCAUGAAGGCGUGCCAGUACGGAGUUGCCGUAAUGACAUCCAACAGUGAGCGCCCUCUGCUGUCUGAAAGCGGUAUUAAUCGUUAUUGUUCCUCUGGUUAGUUUGAAUCGUUCCUAAUCUGUUUGUCAAAGAACAGCUGAACAUUCAGGUCGAGUUUUCAUCCACUACAUGUCAGCCUCAGGGGGGCGCUGUCAGGGCGUUCUCCUGCAUCAUUUCCUUCCUGGCUCUGCGUCUGAGUGCGAUCAGCGAGCCGUCAGAUCUCCAUCUGCAGACGCCCCUCGUCUCUGAUGAAUCGCUCAUCAGGAAAAAUCACCGCGCCGCCGCCGCCGCCGCCGCCGCCGCCGCUGCUGCCUGUGGACCUCUAAUGGAGAAACAAAUGACUCUGUGA